Molecule: messenger RNA, 1473 nt
Organism: Strongyloides ratti
Lineage: Eukaryota; Metazoa; Nematoda; Chromadorea; Rhabditida; Strongyloididae
Product: Cytochrome P450 18a1
Exons: 1
Coding region: 1-1473 (490 amino acids)
Molecular function (GO): iron ion binding; oxidoreductase activity, acting on paired donors, with incorporation or reduction of molecular oxygen; heme binding
Source: RefSeq, a predicted model, not a curated record
AUGAUUGGAGUAUUAAUUAUAACUUUACUUAUACUAUAUUUAAUAAAUUUUUAUAAAAAAGUAAAAUCACUACCACCAGGACCGUUACCAUUACCUUUUAUUGGAAAUUUAUAUUUAAUUGAUUUAAAACAAUUACAUUUAUGGAUUUAUGAACAAAAAAAAAUUUAUGGUAAUGUUUUUACAAUUUGGAUCCCACAUCCUCAGGUUGUUUUUGCUGAUUAUGAUUCAAUAGAUGAAAGUCUUCAAAAAAAUGCUGAUCAUUUUAUUGGAAGAAAUGUUAAUGGUUUUCCUGAAAAGACUUUUCAUGAAAAUGUCAAUGCUGGUGUUAUCAUGUCUGAAGGAGAGGAAUGGAAAGAUCAAAGAAGAUUAUCAAUACAAAUAUUAAGAAAUUUUGGAAUGAGUAAAACAAUAAUGCAAGAUAAGAUUCACCUUGUUAUUCAAGAUUCUUGGGAUUAUUUAGAAAGUUUAAAAAAUAAAAAUGAUGUUAAAAUUGAUAAAGUAAUUCAAUUGGCAGUUGGUAAUAUAAUCAAUUCAAUUUUAUUUGGUUAUAUGCAUACACAUAAUAAUAGUGAUUCAUUUUUUAAAUUUGUUUCUGCAUUAGAAUUAAGUAUUAAGACAAAUUCUAAAUGGGAAAUGAAACUUUUAUCAUUAAUACCUUCAAUUGAUAAAAUUCCAAUUAUAAAAGAUAUUUUAUAUAAACGUUUAGUAAAAGUACAAAGACAAUUAAGAGAAUUAUCAAAUAUUGAAUUAGAAAAAUGUUUGAAGACAUAUAAUUCAGAGGAGGAACCUACUAAUUUUAUACAUGCUGUUAUGAAAGAGAUGAAAGAAAAUGAUUCAAAGUAUAGUUAUCUAAAAUCUUAUCAUCUUCAAGCAUUAGUAUUAGAUUUUUGGAUUGCUGGAUUAGAAACAUCAGCCACAACCUUAAAAUGGUUUAUUCUUCUUAUAAUGAAACAUCAAGAUAUUCAAGAAAAAUUACAUGAAGAAAUAGAUAGAGUAAUUGGAAAAGAAAAUUUAGUACAAUUAUCUGAUAAAGUAAAUAUGCCAUACAUGAAUGCUUUUAUUUCAGAAGGUCAACGUUACAUAAAUAUGGUACCAUUUGUUCCUUCACAUAAAUGUACAAAAGAUACAAUAAUUAAUGGUUAUCUUAUACCUAAAGAUACAUUAACACAACCAUUUUUCUGGGGUGCAAAUAGAGAUGAAAAAUAUUUUAAUGAUCCAUUUACUUUUAAUCCAAAAAGAUUUUUAGAUGAUGAUGAAAAAACAUAUAAAAUAGAGCAUGAUCAUAUGAGUUUUGGAAAAGGAAAAAGAAUAUGUGCUGGUAAAAGUUUAGCAGAUGCUGAAAUAUUUUUAUUCUUUACAUCAUUCCUUCAAAAAUAUAAAUUUUCUCAUCCAAAUGGACCAGUAGAUUUAAGUUGUGAUUUUAGUGAUGUACUAUUACCAAGAAAAUAUACAUGCAAAAUUGAAAAUAGAUAA